Pelobates cultripes (western spadefoot toad) is the source of this 9919-nucleotide messenger RNA. NCBI's taxonomy places the organism in Eukaryota, Metazoa, Chordata, Amphibia, Anura, Pelobatidae. The record is from the annotation of a GenBank genome assembly.
GUUCAAGGCAUAACACGGAGGGAAGGCGCACCCCAUCUGCAGUCCAUUCAGGUAAGUAUGAGUGCCGCCAUCGGGUGGCUCAUGCCUUGUCUAACCCCGGGCAGUAGCCAUGUGGUUAAUACAGCUAUGGGAGGUUAAUGCAAGGGUUAAUGGCUGCCCUCCUGGCAAAGUUAUAAAUAGUAUCACUAUUCCUCUCUAUGGCAAUCUCUGACAUGCUUUUUGAAACAGUAACAGUCUUGGGGGCCAGUCUCCAUUAAUGCCAGGAGAGUUGGCACCUCAUUAAUACCAGUACCCCUACCUCCCUCCCUGCAUAAAUACUGGAGUACUGGAGACCCCUGCUCAAUUGUUUUAAAUGUUAAACUCUUAUCAGAUUGAUCAAUAUUGCUUCAGAGGAAAACUCUCGGAAAAAAAAACCUCUCUUUCAAAUAUUAUGUUAGUCCAAUAAAAAAGGUAUCAUUGCAUACUGCAAUACUCUGGUAUUUUGGCAUCUUGUCUACUGGACUAAUACGGCUAAUCCAAUGUACACUAUAUAUAUAUAUAUAUAUAUAUAUAUAUAUAUAAAUUAUAUCACCCCAUUGAUUUAGAAAGCAAGAUCUAAACAUUUUGGGUAUAUAAAAUGGGAGCUAGGUACAAUGUGUGUGUGUAUUAUAUAUAUAUAUAUAUAUAUAUAUAUAUAUAUAUAUAUAUAUAUAUAUAUAUAUAUAUAUAUACACACACACACACAAACACAUUGUACCUGGCUCCCAUUUUAUAUACCCAAAAAGUUUGGAUCCAGCUUGCUUUAAUUGUAUGAAAUUGGAGCAAUAAAUCCCUUUUACAGAUAUAUUCAAAUUAAAUUGCAUGCAAUUAAAAUUCACCAUUUAGGCUACUAACAUAUAACUUAAAAUGCUAGCAGUUUGCAUAUUAGUGUAAAGGUUUCCAUAUUUUCACACACCUUAAGAAAUUUAAAACUACACUUACAUUUGGGGAGGUUAGACAUUUUGUGGUGCAAACACUAGAGAGAACAGGGUCAAAUUGAAAAUUACAACAGGAAGUGAUGAGUGCAAUAAUAAAUCCUUCCCCUGCUGAUUUAGAGUAUGUGUAACAUGACUAAAUAAAGCCUUUAUGUCAGUAAUCAAACCUAAGCGUUUAUAUUAAAAAAGAAAAAGAUUAAUACUCGCCCAAACAACCCUAGUGUGUGUAAAAAAAAAAAAAAAAAAGAGACAAUUUAUAGGGAAAAAAAUAAAGUAGGUAUAAAUAAAAUGGAUGGUGCUGUAAAGAGAUCUUAUUAUGAUAAUUUAAAUAGUAUUUGACAUUUUAAAAUGACAAAAUGCUAUUUUGUGAAUGGUAGUAUGGCUUUUCCCUCUUUGUCUUACACUACCCAAAAGUACUAAAUACCUCCAUGUCUACCUUUUACGGUCAUUUACUCCAUGUCUACCCUUUAGGGUUUUUCACUCAAAUACGUGUUUCAGAAUGAAUUUCAAAUUUUAGGCAAAAGACGAACUGAAAAGAACAAUUUACACUUUUUAUCGCCUUUUUGUCAAACUUUGUCAAGCCCACGGAGUUCAUGGGAUAAACACGUUGUCUAUAGAGGCUCCUGCAGUUUCCUCUGUAGAUUUCAGUGUUGCAUUCUCGCGCAUGCACGAGAGUACAGAACUGAUGUAGGCUCCUAUUAGAUGAAGCACCAGAAUCGAAACAGGAUCACACAGAACAAGAUGGCGGUGGCUGCGAGAGAAAUGGUCAGGUAAGUAAAACUCGCCCUUCCCUGCAUUCCACUGCUGCUGCACUGCAAGCAAGCAGCAAAGUCGCCAUCGGGGGUCUCUGCAAAAUAUGAAGGUCACCAAAAGGUGACAAAGCUGAUUAAACUGGUAAAAAAAAAAUUUACUUACCGCCAUUGCAAGACAUUGCCACCCAUUAUUAGGUUUAUUCAUACACACUGGGCACUCUUACCUCAAGGGAUUAAAAUGUUUUCGGAACGGUUUAACCACCAAGUUGCCUCUAGCGGCUAUGUCCACUCCUCCCUUGGCGGCACCCAGCUUCUGAAUUUUCAGCUUCAGGAAAUGCGGCAUGCCGCUGGACAGGGGCGCCGCUGACUGGCUGAGAGCGUUCAGCUGACGCUCUCAGCCAAUCAGUGACUCUACAUUCACUAAACUGGCUUUAGAAAGAAACGUACCUUUUCCAAGCUAGUUUAGUGAAUAGGGAAUCGCUGAUUGGCAGAGAGCAUCAGCUGAUCGCUCUCAGACAAUCAGCGGCGCCCCUGCCCAGCGGCACUCAGCACUUCCUGAAUCUGAAAAUUCAGAAACCGGAUGCCAAAAGGUGAAGACUGGACAUCGCCGCUGGAGGCAACUUUGGGGUUAAAACAUUCAAGAAUUUAAAUGAAGUUGCUAUGGUGCCUUGAGUGUCCCUUUAAAGGGAAAUAGAUUCUCUGGAGCAUAUUUAGUAGUUCCCUUAAAAAAAAAAAUUACCAAAGCGUGACAAAUUGCAAAUUAUAUUUAUGUCUCCAUGGCACUCUAGUGCAAAUAAAUAGUUUCAAUUAACCCUAAUUUCUUUGUGUUUGCAUGGUGGGACUCAUGUCUGCCAAAAAUACAAACACUUAUAUACUAAGGCAACUUAACUACAGUAUCAUAGGAAGCAUUAUUUUAAUUAAAUGUGCUUUUUAUGCCCUCACAGAAGUCACCUGGGAUGCCACAGAUACCAAUUUUAGUAGCUGAAACUUAUGGAGAACAUAGAAUAUUAUUCUCAAAUAUAAGAGAAGCGAUGUUCAUUAGCCAGGAAGACAUUACAUUUAUUUUAAAUUUUUAAAUGAUAUAAACCCCUAAAUAUAGAGAUAUCUGAAAGGCAGAGAGAGGCAGUUUCUAGACACACAGCCUACCUAAAGCAUCAUGGGAACUGUAGUUUCCCAUCCCCCCUGCUAAAGCUUGCCCUCACAGACUACUUUUAACACUGAGAUAAUAGGUCAGUAAUCUCCAAUGACAAUGCUUUUCUGUCUAAUUACACAUUUGGCAUGGGGGAAGGGGGAGUGGGGGCUAUUCAAUAAAACUGUGUUUUUUGUUUUUUUUUAGUUAACUGAUCAAUUGUAGUGAACUAAUAAACUUAGUGAGCUGAUCAAAUUUAGGUUAAAAUAGGCAAGUUUUUAUUAUAGCUGAGUCAGAGAUUAUUUUUCCCCUGAUCAGCUGCUUUUUGGUAAAGUUUGGAAUGUGACUAAUUCAGUUCUGUUUAGUGAAUAGAACCCAUACCUCCUCCCCCCCCCCCGCCCCCCAUGCCCCAUUAGCCAUUGCCUGCAGGCAGGUGUGAGCAUUCCAGGCAGGGCCAGCAGCACUCCCAUUAACCCCUCUCUCCCUGGAAGAUCAAUACAUGCUGCUGGUGUGCUCAGGCUUCCUGCUGUGCCUGGCAGUGAAAGGGUUAGCAGGGGCAGAUGCUGCAAUAAGAGUGGGGGGAGUAGUUAGCCCUGUUUUCAUUUCCUCUAUCCACACACACACACAUACAGAAGGCCAGCAUUUUGCAGAGAGUCUGGUAUGAUUCAAGCAGGUAUACUUUAUUUUGGCUUUUUGUGAAAUGUGCUUCUCUUGAGUAAUCUCUAUUGAAGGCUUUAGAAGAACAUGUGUAUGAGCCAAAGAAAUGUUUGUAAACUUAUUUAUUUUUGCUAAAUAACCCCCACCCUACCCCCAUCCUAUCCUCUGUUAUCAGAGGUGGGAUAGUGUGUGUUCUUGUAAUAGGGGUAGUUUAGUGAUUUAGAUCACUGUUAGUAUUGGUGAGGAAAAGUGUGUGUGUGUGUGUGUGUUUGUUUGUUGUGGUGGGUUUUUGUUUUUUUCACAAUUUCCUCAACCCACCCUACAUUUGGUAGAUUACUAUGUGGUCCUGGACACACAUGUCACCAUGAUGCAGGGAUCAUGGUGGUUUAUUAUAGUAAGGCUCAGAGCACUAUAACCAUUACUAUCAGCUGUAGUUGUUAUGGUGCCAGGGAUGUCUUGACUCUUUCCCAUGUUAGUCAACGAUCUAAGAACGUUUUGACUAGUUUGGUCUGCCAGAGGAGCUUCAUUUGGCUCCACUGAGCUAAGUCCUUCCAGCUUUCGCCUGCCGAGGAGGUGAUGAUGGUAUGAGCCCUAUGGUCAACAGGUAACCACAGUAACUACUACAGUAGGUUAUGGUGAAGUGAUAAAUUGAUGCUUGUGGUGCAGUUUUGGUUUUCUGUACACAGAGAUGAUUUACAAACUGUAUUUAUGGCUCUAUAACCGGUAGAUGAAUAUGUUGGUGUUUACCUAUGCCAGCUCACCCUAAAGUGUAAGGUUGGGAACAGGCAAAUAAAAAUUAAUAGCUGCUAUCCCUUCAGUUUUCCUUGAUUCACUUUGUCAUUCCAAGCCUUUCCAACCCCCCCUCCCUCCUGCACAGCAGGAGUCACACUCAUUGUAUGUGUGCAUAGAUUAAAUUCCCACACCCACCCAGUUUUUGUUUGUUUUGGGGGUUUAUACAUGAUGUCUUAAAACUCCCUCUUUUGCAAUCCUCCAGCCAGUAAUUGUUUUUAGUAGUAUUUUUAGUGUAAUGUUGUAAAUUUAAAUUAUAGAAUGGCUGUAAAUUUACUAAACCCAGCUUGUGCUUUAAUCUGAUUCAUGCAUUGCACUGUCGUCUCCAGGCAUUAGCUACCGUAACGUGUGGGGUGACCACAAUCGGUUGCCGGAACAGUGUGAUGUGCCUUGGGUAAUGUCUGAAACAAUCACAGAAGUGGAACCAGAACUUGGAGAACCGCCAAAGAUAGAGGAUGGCGAGGUGGAUGACCCAGUAAGACCAAUACUAAGCAAUUUCCCAUUUAUUAUCCUGGUGCCAAAGUGUUUUUGGUUUGUUUGGGUUUUUUUUUUUUCCACCAGCUUUGUGCCCGUUUGGCCCUCCUAUCCCUGGCUGGAGUAUCAUCUCUAUCCAUGGCAUGGGCAUUUGCAAAUACCAGACCCUAGACCAGGCUUAUGCAACCUUUGGCACUCCAGAUGUUUGGACUACAUCUCCCACAAUGCUUUGCCAGCAUUAUGGGGAUGUAGUCCACAACAUCUGGAGUGCCGAAGGUUGCCUAUCCCUGCUCUAGACUAUUGGUGCAUAAAAACUCCCAGGAUCCUUAGCUAUGUGCUAAAACCUGGCUAAUGAUGGUUCAUAGAAAUCUUCAAUGGCUAAUGGCUGGAGUUUAAGUAUUUUGAGUUCCCCCUUUCUUUCACACCUUCACACUAUUCUAUGCUAAUCAUUCCAUAAACCUCUUUAGAGUGUUUCUAUUUUUCAUUCUCCAAUGCCAUAUAUGACAAAUACCCAUAGAAGUAUCUAUUCCCCCCUUUAAAGUCUGGUGGCUGGACUGGCACGUGAUGCAUGGCAUUAGGCAAGUGCUACAGAUGCUGUAGCCAGGCUCUCUAUUAGCCUUUUUAGGGUCACUGAGCCAUCCUUUUCUCUUUGCAGGAGCUGAAGGCCAUUAAGAUGAGAGUACGAGAAAUGGAGGAGGAGACCGAGCGUCUUAAGGGACUCUCUGUAAAGGAGAAGUCUGUGUCAGCUAGCCCCCGGACUGGUACGAUUCUUAUCAUUGACUGCCAGAUUGAUGUGUUUUUAUAUUUACAUUUUCUGUGAAGAUCACUUUAAUAUUAUAAAGAUUUGUGGUUUGUUAAAAUUGUGAUGUUGCUACUAGGCAAAAAAGCCACUUCUUACAAAAAGACCCUACAUAUGCACUGCAAUAACUUUGAGAAACAACUCCCCAUUAUACAGUUUGCUUAUUGGUCUGUAGAUUUCCACAUGUCUUUUUCUUAAUAUCCUUCCCCAAAUACUGUGCGGUGAUCAUGAGAUCCUUCAGCAAGAUAAUUCAUCCUUAUCAGAAUCAUAUCUUGCACAUCCUUUAAAAUUCUCUUAUCUCUGUAGCUCUGCCUCUUGUUUCACCAGGCAUACCCCCUAUACCUUUGAGUGCGGAAGAGAAGAAGGAGGCUGACCAACGAUCUGUCUAUGUCGGGAAUGUAAGUUGUUUUUGAUGGUGGGGUAUUCACCAGUUCAAUUAUUUCAGUCUUGUUGAAGAACUAGGAUAUAUACAUACUAAACCAUCCUUGUUCUUUUCUACAGGUUGACUAUGGAAGUACUGCCAAAGAUUUGGAGUCCCAUUUUAGUAGCUGUGGCUCAAUUAACAGAAUCACUAUUCUGUGCGACAAAUUCUCCGGACACCCCAAAGGGUAACGUAAUAAAAGGCUGAGAUGUUUGUAGCAGACUCUAUCGUUGGUCAGGAUACACUCUGUGGACCUGGCAGCAGUUAAUGCAUCUAAGCUUUUCCUGUAUUGUGCUAAAUAUUCCCUUAGAGACCCUUUCUUUAAAAAAAAAAAAAAAACAUAUUAAAGUAAUCCCUUCCCAUCUCUAUGCUCGUUAAUGAGUUUCACAUUUAAGAGAUCCAUGAUUGUCACAUCUAUAUACCAGGAUAAUCUGUCUUAAAGGUAUAGCUUACAUUGAGCUACACUCACCCCGAUUUCCUAUGUAUUUAGUCAAAGCUUGCUUUCCUGUAUACUCAGGCAAGGCAUCCUGGCCUUCAUCUCCUUAAUAAAUUACACAAGAAUUCAAGAAUAACAAAUGAUUAUCCCAUCAUGUGUAUCUCACUCUGCACAGAAUUUUUUUUAUUUUUUUAAUUUUUUUUUAAAUUGCCAAUUAUUUCACUCUAUGGAACUUUAGGGCCAGAGCACAUUACUACUUUACUGGAAACCAAACCUGCACUUGUACAACUUCUAGUAGUCUAAAAAUUUUUUACAAAAAUUCCCCCAACCUUUGAUUUGCAUUUGUUUACAUUAAAGUAAAAUUGUAUAUUGAUCACAUGUUACAAUGCUAAAUCUCUUAUCUGUAAGACCUUCUCAAGUCAUUGCCAUGAAUGUUCCUUCACAUUGAAUCAUUCCUUCAAUGUACAAUCAAUGCUCUAUUCCUGACAGUCUUUGUCAGCAAGAUAUACAUGUAUUUAUCUUCCCGCUCCCCCCCACCCCACUACUAAUCAAGUGGGGUUUCCAGACCCAUUAUGGUUUGUCUUGAUGGGCAGUAACUAAAAAAUAUUUCCAUGUUAAACAUGUUUGUGGAAAGCAAUCUGUCCAGGAACAAUAAAAUGGACACUAUAGGCACCAAUGCGACCUUAAAUUACCUUUUGGUUUAUAAAUCAUGCCACGUUGUAGGAGUUACAUCACUUAGACUGUGCAGUGCUAGCCACACCUCUCUGCUUGUGACUUGCGCAGCCUUCCUAAACACUUCCUAAAGAGAGAUCUAAUGUUUACACUUGUGACUUGUGUAGCCUCUCAUUUAUAAUUUUUCUCCUGCUCUAAUAGCCUUCAAGCACCUACAGGAAUCUCCAUUGUGUAAUUAAAUUUCAAUUACAGAGCAGGAGAUGAUUUAAAAACAAACACUUAAGGUAAGUUGAGAUUUGAUUGAAAAUUAAACCAUUUUUCUUCAUGCAGACUGUCGGUCACAGCCAAGGGGGUGUGGCUAGGGCUGCAUGGACAGAAACAAUUGAUUUAACUCCUAAAUGGCAGAGUUAAGCAGUGAGACUGCAGAGGCAUGAUCUAUCUAAACUUCUUCAUUAAGCUAAAGCGGUUUUGGUGACUAGUGUCCCUUUAAUUGGUUCUGCUCUUUCAACAUAUGGACUUUAAAAACUGCAGGGCAUCACACUUCACUUGCUGCUCAUUGCAUGAAUUUGUAUCCAGGAAAACAUGGUAGAUCUUACAACCCUGUUCUGAUUUGGGGCAUUUUAAUAGCAAAAAUAAAUCUCAGAAUCUGAAACAACUGAAGAUUCUUAAAGUGCACAACCGAAUGUGACAAUCUAGAACAGGGGUCCUCAAACUCUGCCCCCCCGCCAGAUGUUGCCGAACUAAAACUCCCAUGAUUCUCUGGCUAUCUAUGUAAUUCAAACAAUCAUGGGAGUUGUAGUUCAGCAACAUCUGGGGGGCCAGAGUUUGAGGACCCCUGAUCUAGAAUUUAUACCAGAUCUCCCCUCUGAGCACCUACAAUGUACUCUUUACACAAGGCUGACCUUUUGUCCCUUAUGAUUUUUACAUGGGCCAGGUUGAUGAAUCCCAUUUCCCUCUCCACAUUCUGGUAUGGAGAAAAUUCUUCCCCCACUCAUUUCAGACUUAAAGCUACAGAUCUACUCUGAGCUAUUAAUUGUAUAUGCACUAUGCCUUCUGUUUUCCAGCUAUGCCUAUGUUGAGUUUGCUUCGAAAAGCUCUGCCGAAGCGGCUAUAGCAUUGGAUGAGACGGUGUUCCGUGAAAGAACGAUCAAGGUGAGUUGUGAGGUUCAAGAGUGAACUGGAAACAAUUUAAACAAUAUCUUAAUUUUGGUCAGCAAUUGGGUAAUAAUGACACCAAACCAGAGGUUGCUUAUUCCAAACUGCAGUGCAAUUUAUAAUUUUAUUAGCAUUCACCCAGCGAUGCAAUAAUGGCAUGCAGUGUUUCAAAUUGAACUGCUGCACAUAGACUCCAGGCACCGUGACCACUUCACAUUACUGGGGGUUGGAGUAACCCUUUAACGAAAUAUUCCAAAGGCUUUAAGCACUUCAACUAGCGGAAGUAGUUGGCAGUGUCCCCUUAUUCUUGCUUUAUAAAUACUAAAAAUAGAAACUCAGAUUUUUAUGAAGCAUCUGGGUUGCAGCCUACCAGUUUUGUAAAAAUUUAGGGGGCGGCCUUACUUGCGCACCUUGAAUGUUUAGUUGAGGUCGAACUGAAAGUUCCUCUGAGAAACGCAGCUAGCGAAUCACAAAACUGCCUUCCAACACUUGUGCGGAAAGCACUGGAUUGGUCCGUGAUCUCCCAGAAACUGAGGAGCUAUGCAAUGGAAUGUUCUCAUCGCUGGAUUUGUUUUUGUGUAUAUUCAAUCAUUUUAUAUCCUGUGUAAUGUAGGUACUGGCAAAAAGAACAAACCUGCCUGGGAUCAGCAGCACGGACAGAGGAGGAUUCAGAGGCAGACCCCGGGGUCAGAGAGGAAAUUGCCAAAGAGGACAGCGAGGCCGAGGCAGACCCUAUAGGUUAGUAUGACCAGAUGGGUGCUACAUGAACUGUUUUGUGCUAUAGAGAUGAGUUUGUAAACUUCUGCUUUUGGCAUUAAUCUGCUUACAGCUGCAUGCUGCGUUUAUCCCUUUCUAACAACCUCUCCUCCCCAUCCCUGCAGGAUAGAGGCUCUGCUUGCAUCUAGUCCUUUUUCACUAUAAAGCUUCUUUAAUACUAACACAUCUGAUGGAAAUAUCACUGAUCACAAAUGGUGUUCCAGAGUUCAAAACUUUAUUAACUGCGAUGUCUGUUAUAGCUCACCUACCAAUGUCAGGGCAAACCACGUAAACGGGAAGCACAUGGCAGUGGUUGACAGUGAUCUAACAGAUGUUCAGGUAACUAUUGGUUAGGGUUAUACACUUGGGCUACUGAAUACUCUACCUACAACCACCCCCUGAGAGUAUUGGGAGUUAGAGUACUAAAUUCUAUGGGAUAACUGAAGAUAUAUACCAACCUGCCUAAAACUAACUUGCUCUAGGUUUUAACUAUCAAAUCGAGGUUUCUAUGAACAAAUCUCCCAAGGUAACGAUUAAAUUCACCGCGCAGUAUCCUAGUCAGAAAUGUUUUGUUAUUCUUCCAGUGUUUGAUUUUAUUCUGUUUCCCAGUAGAUCGUGGAAGGAGAGACCAAUUGAAUAACAUAAUGGCACCAACCACCAUCGAGGAGGGUGUCUAACAAAUGCACUACAUGGAUCUGGAGUACUUAAGUCUUAUCGGGCACUGAGGGGGUGAUGUCUUUUUGGCUCUUCAGCACAAGAGGGAACAUCCUUUCAGGUCAUCUGCCAUGAAGUGAUUCCUUUAAUUCUAGAAGAGUUAAUUAAAAAGAAGAAAAACUGUAAAUAGCACAGGGCAUUGUAAUGAACUCCUAUUUAAUGUUGGCGUGAGUUUAUGUUUGUUACAUAAUAAACCAAUUUGUUGCCUUCAG